Xenopus tropicalis (tropical clawed frog) is the source of this 5087-nucleotide messenger RNA. It is a transcript of the gene msh3, whose product is annotated as mutS homolog 3. The transcript has 24 exons. NCBI's taxonomy places the organism in Eukaryota, Metazoa, Chordata, Amphibia, Anura, Pipidae. Bases 22 to 3255 code for a protein of 1077 amino acids. Gene Ontology annotation, molecular function: ATP-dependent DNA damage sensor activity; mismatched DNA binding; ATP binding. Gene Ontology annotation, biological process: mismatch repair; meiosis I. The record is from RefSeq and is a predicted model, not a curated record.
GCUGUGGGUAUUAUAAGUGGGAUGCGGCGUCUGAAGCAGGGCAGCCGGCAGGGCAGGGGCUCUUCCCAGCCGAUGAUUAGUAAAUUCUUCAGGCCCAAGGAAGGGGAUGGCAGCCAGCCAUGUACAAGUUCAGCCUUCUUCCCAAAGCAUUCUAGAUGUAAUUCGAGAGAUGACUCUCCUCAUAGUGAAGAACCAACUAAGAAGAGAGCAAAAAGUGGAGAAGGAAAUGAAUCCAUAGCUAGCACUUCUACAGUAAGGGCUGCAGAUCCAAAUAAACCAUUGAUUUCUUCUCAAACUCUGCACAAACUGAAAGAGUUCUGCAGUGAAACGGGGCAAUCAAACAGUAAUGCCGUUUUUGAAAAUAUACCUGAAUGCCUGCAGCCUUGGUCUAGUUUUAAAGAUUUUGCCGGGAAACAGGAAAUCACACCUGAAAAUGGAGGUUCGCAUUCUAGUUUUGGGCUGGAAAAUGUUAAAGGGAGAUCUUCAUCCUUGAAAAACAGUGAGAAUCCAGGUGAAAUGAAAAUGCCCUGCCGCAGAACAAAAAGCAUCUACACACCCCUGGAAGAGCAGUACAUGGAAAUAAAAAGCCACCAUACGGAUGCCAUUUUAUGUGUGGAAUGUGGCUAUAAAUAUCGAUUCUUUGGAGAGGAUGCAGAGAUUGCAUCUCGGGAACUUAACAUUUACUGUCAUAUGGACCACAAUUUUAUGACUGCAAGUAUUCCUGCUCAUCGUUUAUUUGUUCAUGUAAGAAGACUUGUUGCAAAGGGAUAUAAAGUUGGAGUUGUAAAGCAGACGGAGACUGCAGCACUGAAGGCAGCCGGGGAAAGCAAAAGUUCUUUGUUUACUAGGCAACUCACCGCACUAUACACAAAGUCAACUCUCAUUGGAGAAGAUGUCAGCCCUUUGAUAAAUAUAGAUGACUCACUGGAGGUCGAAUGUAUAAUGGCUGAUGUCCCAAGCAGUUAUCUUUUGUGCAUCUUUGAAAAUAUUGACAGGACUAAAAAUAAGAAGUCAGCAGACGCCGUCUUUGGACUGGUGGCGGUCCAACCCUCCACAGGGGAAGUCAUGUAUGACCGUUUCCAUGAUACCAAAUCCCGCACUGAGCUGGAGACAAGGAUACUGAGACUGCAGCCGGUGGAAAUCCUACUUCCCUCUGACAUUUCCGAUUGCACUGAAAGGCUCAUCAGCAGUUUAACUUCUGCCAGUUUACGUGAUGAUGACCGAAUACGAAUCGAGAGAAUGGACAAGAGCCAUUUUGAAUAUAGCCAGGCUUUUCAGCUCAUUAGUGAGUUUUAUGGACAAGAACAACACAUAUCAGCAGGUUCUCAAAAGCUGACGGAAAUCCUGACUUUCGAUAAGUCUGUAAUUUGUUCAUUGGCGGCCACAAUCAAAUACCUCAAAGAAUUUCAUCUGGAAAAGAUACUGUAUAACUCAAGCAAUUUCACCCAAAUGUCCAGUAAAAAUGAAUGUUUACGGAUGAAUGGGACAACACUGAAGAAUUUGGAGAUCUUACAAAACCAGACAGAUUUGAAGACUAAAGGCAGCUUGAUAUGGGUGCUGGAUCAUACCAGAACGUGCUUUGGGAGAAGAAAGAUAAAGCAAUGGGUAACACAGCCACUGGUCAAUACAAGGGAGAUCAAUGCCCGACUAGAGGCUGUAUCAGAAGUCUUAUUAUCAGACAGUAGUGUCUUUACUCAGGUUCGCAGCCACCUCUCUAAACUGCCGGAUUUGGAGAGGGGGGUUUGCAGUAUUUAUCACAAAAAGUGCUCCACCCAGGAGUUCUUCCUGAUAGUCAGCACUUUGUGCAACAUAUCCAACAACAUGGAAGCACUGAUUCCUGCUAUAAAAUCUCAAGUAAAAUCCCCCUUGCUGCAAACAAUUUUUGCUGAAAUCCCCCAGAUGCUGGAGCCAAUGCACAAGUUUCUAAAUGUGUUAAAUGAAAGUGCUGCUAGGACUGGAAAUAAAACAGAAUUAUUUAAAGAUCUGACUGAUUUCCCGAAAAUAUCUGCGAGAAAGUUGGAGAUUCAAGAGAUGCUUCUAAAGUUAGAAGCGCAUCUGGGAGACAUCCGUAAAAUAUUAAAGAAUCCUGCCGCAUCCUAUACAUCUGUGUAUGGACAGGAGUUUUUAAUAGAAGUUAAAAAUUCCUUGGGGUCUGUUGUACCACCUGACUGGAUUACCGUAAGCAGUACAAAAGCUGUCAGUCGCUUCCACUCUCCCUUUAUUGUGGAAAAUUACAGACAUUUGAACCAGCUCCGGGAGAAGUUAGUCCUUGACUGCAACACUGAGUGGUUACAUUUUCUUGAUAAGUUUGGAGAAAAUUACCACUCAGUGUGCAAAUCCAUAAACCAUUUAGCAACUGCCGACUGCAUUUUUUCUUUGGCUGAAGUGGCCAAACAAGAUGGAUACUGCAGGCCAGCUGUACACGACAGUGGAAGUGAAAUAAUUAUUAAAAAUGGCCGCCACCCUGUGAUUGACUUGCUACUAGAAGAACAAAGUCAGUUUGUUCCGAACAGCACCAGUCUCAUGGCAGACAAAGAAAGAGUGAUGAUAAUCACAGGACCGAACAUGGGGGGCAAAAGCUCCUACAUCAAACAAGUUGCCCUCAUUACUAUUAUGGCGCAGAUUGGCUCAUAUGUUCCAGCGGAGGCGGUCACUGUUGGCAUUGUGGAUGGAAUAUUUACAAGGAUGGGAGCUGCUGAUAAUAUAUACAAAGGACGAAGCACAUUUAUGGAUGAACUAUUGGACACAGCAGAAAUAUUAAAAAAUGCAACCCCUCGGUCCCUUGUUAUAUUGGAUGAACUGGGGCGCGGGACAAGCACGCAUGAUGGUAUAGCGAUUGCGUAUUCUACACUUGAAUAUAUUAUAAAAAGCGUCACAUCAUUGACACUGUUUGUCACUCACUAUCCGUCAUUGUGUGAGUUGGAAAAGGCCUAUGCUGAGCAAGUGGGAAACUAUCACAUGGCAUUCUUUGUGGAUGAAGAAGAGGACACGGACAGCGGAGCUGAGAGCCUGCAGCAACCUCAGCACGUAACCUUUUUAUACCAGAUCACACAAGGGAUCGCUGCUAGGAGCUACGGGUUAAAUGUGGCUAAACUGGCAGAUAUUCCACACAGUGUCGUAACAAGGGCAGCUUGUAAAUCUAAAGCUCUCGAGGAGCUGGUGGAAAUGAAAAGAAAGAAGCUGAAAGCAUUUCAAAGCGCUUGGAAUAUCAACAGUUCCGAAGAAUUAAAAGAGUGGUUGGAAAUAAUACAGUGAAGCAUUAUGUAAUAUAAUAUGCAGUAUAUACUGUUUGUGCAGAACUUGAGGAUUGGAUGGUAAAAUUACUAUAUAAUAGUGUUUGUGUGAGUGUGUGUGUGUAUAUAUAGUGUAUACAAGAGCCAUGAAUAGCCUUUAAAUGAUCCAUAUAAACGGUGCUUAGUGGUAUAAUUGGUGCUUACUGAUGUUGUUUCUGUCACAUGACUCACUUGUGUAAUAUAAUAAAUAAUGUAUCCCCUGUUGUAAAAUAUAAGGAUAUAAGAAGUCAACUCGGAACCUUUUAAAUGGUCCGGGAAGUCUUUGGUGACUUAUCCUUUACACAAUAGAGACAUCAGAAAUGCUGACACUCACGUAUACAAGAUCAAGGAGCCGGGGUGCAGUUCCACAAUGGUGUAAAAAUCAACAUUAGAAAGCACGUCUCCAUUCCAGGUCUUAUAAAGACCUUUAGAUUGUAUAUGGGACUAUCCAAUUAUUAAUAGUUCAAAACCAAAUUAGGCUUUUUUUGCCCCGUUACUGCAUACAAUAAAAAAUUGCCUAAAAUUUACUGGGCGGCCAGAAAUGAAGAACUAUGAAUAUUUAAAAGCACUCCGUAGCAAUAUGAUAAGCCGCUUAAAUUAUUAAAAGAAAUUCACCCACAUUAGUCAGAGAAAAUCAGAUUCAUUAAGAACUUGAUCGUUCCCUCAGGCAGUGCCACACUCCUCCCGUGUCUGUCUGUAACAGCGCACUUCUCUCCUACUCAAGUCUCCUCCGGACCAGCGCCAACUCACUUCCUCCCGCGUGCGCUCCGCUGCGUAAUACAAACUCCAAAUGUGCACCAAUAUUUCUUAGAAAGUCUUAUCAAAUUAGAAUCCUUGCAGCUACUAUUUUUCAACAUUGCUGGAGUGCUUCUAGUAACUCUCUGCAACGCAUUUCGCCUCAAAAGGCUUUAUCAAGACCUUUAUAAGACCUGCUUUCUUCUAUAUUAUUCUGUACAACAUACAUGCCGCAAUAGGACAUUUGAAUAGGUCUGGUAAAUUAAUAUAAGAAUGGGUAUGUAUCUUUUGGAUAGUCUAUCGUGAAGUACAUCCGAGUAGGGUUAUAGAACUGAAGGUGAAUAAGUGAUUGUGUGCUGUAGGUCACUGAACUGAUGCCCAUUGGAAAUGAUAGGGUAUAAGCCCUAUAUUACGUACUUACAUUGUCCAACCAGCUGUCAGUAGUUGUUUGCUUAGAUUCCGCCAGCCGAAGGUUAGGAGUUAAAGUUCAGGUUUCACAUCCCUAAUUAUUUUAUGAACCCCACCUGAAUGGGGAAAUGGGGCACCUGAUUAAUAAACUUAUAAUAUCUAAAACUGUUACACAAUAAAAGAUGUCUCUGUCAGAUUUUAUUACUUAUGGUUUUUUAAUUAUUGUAAUUUUAGUUUAGCAACUCUCCACUGUACAGAUAUCUGGUCUCUAGGGACCAAAUUACCUUAGUAACCAGUGAGUGGUUUUAAUUAGAGGCUGGAAUAUGAAUAGGAGAGGGUCUGAAUAGAGACACAUCUAAAUUAAGAAACAUAAGUAAUAAAAAGUAACAAUACAAUUGUAGCCUUGCAGAACAAUAGUUUUUGGGGGGGUCAGUGAAAAGUUGAUUAGAACAUAUUAACUUAAAAGUGAGCCACCCCUUUAAAAAACUGGAAUAGGGAGUCUCAUAAAAAUAAUUGCUGGGUUUUAUAGAUUUGUUUUAUUCAAUUCAAAACUUUGAAUGCAAAAAAAUGAUGAGUCUACAAUUCAUAAGGUAUUGUAAAUAUAUCCUUGUAUUUGUAUGAGUCCCAUACGCUACCAUCCUGUAAUGAGCAAUAAAUUACAUGGAGCAACAA